Linum tenue is the source of this 1347-nucleotide messenger RNA. Lineage: Eukaryota; Viridiplantae; Streptophyta; Magnoliopsida; Malpighiales; Linaceae. The record is from the annotation of a GenBank genome assembly.
AUGGCCUUCUCAAUCCGCCACUCUGUUUCCCUUCCCCUCUUCAUCUUCCUAAUUUCCCUUCUACCAAAACAGCACUGUCUCUCCUCGAAGCCGCCUCGCCAGAUUUUCGCCCUGAAAACAGAGACCCACCAGCGGAUUCCCAAUUCCAGGCUGUUCAAGACCCUCGCCGCGGGUUCCAAAUCCGACAAGAUGCUCUUCCACCACAACGUCUCCCUCACCGUCUCCCUCACCGUCGGGUCGCCGCCGCAGGCCGUGACGAUGGUGCUCGACACCGGUAGCGAGCUUUCCUGGCUCCAUUGCAGGAAAACCCCAGGAUUGAAUUCCACAUUCGAUCCGCUGGCUUCCAAAUCGUACGCCAAAGUCCCCUGCGCCUCGCCCACUUGCCGGACCCGGACCCGGGACCUGUCCAUACCCGUCUCCUGCGACCCGGCCAAGAUCUGCCACGUCACCGUCUCCUACGCCGACGCCACCUCGAUCGAGGGCAGCCUCGCCUACGAGACGUUCCGGAUCGGGUCGAUGACCCGACCCGCUACCCUGUUCGGGUGCAUGGACUCCGGGUUCAGCUCCAACUCCGAGGAGGACGCGCAAUCGACCGGGCUGAUGGGGAUGAACCGCGGCUCGCUCUCCUUCAUCAACCAGAUGGGCUACCCGAAAUUCUCCUACUGCAUCUCCAGCCUCGGCUCCUCCGGCGUGCUGCUCCUCGGCGGCGACGCCUCCUUCUCGUGGCUGAAGCCACUCCGCUACACCCCGAUGGUGAAAAUCGACGACCCGCUGCCGUACUACGACCGGGUCGCGUACACCGUCCAGCUGGAGGGCAUAAAGGUAAACAACAAAACCCUGCCCGUACCGGAAUCGGUCUUCCAGCCGGACCACACGGGCGCUGGCCAGACCAUGGUCGACUCGGGCACCCAGUUCACUUUCCUGCUCGGCGAUGCCUACACAGCGCUGCGAACCGAGUUCCUCGCCCAAACCAAGGGGAUUCUCCGGGUCCUCGACGACCCGAACUACGUGUUCCAAGGAGCCAUGGACUUGUGCUACCUGAUCGAGUCGACCCGGACGGUCCCCCCACCCGGCCUGCCCGGAGUCACGCUGAUGUUCCAAGGGGCCGAGAUGACCGUAUCGGGCGAGAAGCUGCUGUACCGGGUGCCCGAACCGGCGGGGAAGGGGAGGGAUUCGGUGUGGUGCUUCACAUUCGGGAACUCCGAGCUGCUGGGGAUCGAGGCGUUCGUUAUCGGGCAUCACCAUCAGCAGAACGUGUGGAUGGAGUACGAUCUGGCUGGGUCGAGGAUCGGUAUCGCGGAAGUCAGGUGUGACGACGCUGGUCGACAACUUGGGUUACAUGUUUAG